UAGAAAGCAAACCAAUAUAGUCGGUCGACGACAACUUAAAAUAUUAAUUCAUAAGAUCAGUUGUAUUUAGAUUUUAAUCAUGGAAAAUUUGCGAAGGGAAUUAAUAAGUAGUAUAAUGAUCGCGUGUCAAGAACGCGAGGUAGACGUGACUGAAGAUUUUAUUUCCUUUUUGCUCACUUUGUUUCAAUUAAAUCCUAUAUAUGAAAUUAAGGUAGACGACGAAGAAAAUAAUGAAAAAAUUAUUCAAGCGAUAGUUGAAAAAAUAUGCGAUCAAGAAAGACCAAGUUUAACGAUAUUAAAAAGUCAAUUAUAUUUUGCGAAGCACUAUCACGAUAGAGACGAGACUGUUAAGCGCCAUAGGUUGCGAUUACAUCAAAAAACUGGACCAUUAGUGGCGGAAAUUUGUCAGACAGAGAAACUUGCGAAUAAACAGGAGUCAGAAAAGUUGUACCAUAAGAUGUUGGUGGUUAUUACUUUCUUAAGUGGUCUUGGAAAUCCUACUGUAUCUUCUGUGCUCAAGGAAGUGUCGGUGGCACUGCAAAGCGUUUUUCAACCUUCGGAAUUAGAACAAUAUGUAAAGAUGUCUAAACGUGAGAAGGAAGAACAGCUAAUGGAAUUAAUGUGCAUAGUUGCAGGAAUACGUUUAUUUAAUAGAGAUAACCAACGCGGAGGCGAAGGCAUCGACGAUUUGCCAGCUAUUUUGCAAAAAGCUACUAAAAAAACGCGCGACUGUAUCAUGGAAUUUUUGGAACGUCUAAUGACAAAAAUAUAUAAAUUUACUGCAGCCAUCGAAAAAAUAUGUCUCAUUAGAAAAUUAAUACCACUUGGCGUUUAUACAAUUGAGAAUGUAAACUGGGCAGCCGAAAUGUUAACUGCAUGUCGGCAACAAGAAAUUUACGUCAGGAAACUGUUAAGCGAUGUAGAGCGAAGCGAAAAAGAGAUACAAAAUUAUAUGGAACGUCUUCAAGGACGUCUGUUUAAGCUUCACGAUACCGUGAGAUAUAGGACUGCUAUUCCUACUGUUCAAGUAUAUCCACAAUUUAUCGACUUAGCAGAUAUAUGGAUGGGACUUCAAGAUGAGGUGAUUAUAUUAAGUGGCAUAAAUAACUUUUUCUGGGAACUUCAAACUCUGAGUGCAAAGACCGUGAAUGCAUACAACGAGCCGCUAUUGACCGAUAUGCUGUCUAACGAAGAAGUCCUCACAGAUGCUGAAAGACUAGAGCAAUCAAUGGGUGAACCAAUAAGGGAAUGCGGCGAGUGCACUAUCUAUCACCCUAAUGAAACUAAGGAUUUUGAAAAUAUAAAUUUAGAGUUUCUAGGAUUUUGCGCGUGGAAGUUCGUUAGUGAACACGGAGCAUUGAUCCCGGGAAAUCCGAAUAACGGUAUUGUUAAAUGGAGAGGAAAAUAUUACGUAUUUUGCUCGAUUUUAGCAGCCCAACAAUUCGGACAAGAUCCUGAUAGGUACAUUUAUGAGGCUCUUGAUUACAUACGCAAUCACGUUGAAUAUGUGUAUUUGUUUCAAGUACACGAUGAUGUUCGAGCUCUACAAACACAAGAAGUGUUGUCGGAAGAAGGACCUCAAUUAAAAACUUGUCAACAUCAAAUGGUUCAAACAGAUUUGCAUAUACUUCCACCUUCCAUUGACAAAAAUUAUUCUUCGAAUCUUUGGGAACUAAGAAACAGAGCAUUGCACUUAGCAACUAUAAGCCGAUGCACAACACGCAGUACGCAAACAUAUAAAUCCAACUUCCGAUACGGUAUUUACGUACAAGCAGCUCCGCCCCGAAAUAAAGAAGUUCAAACGAGGAGAGAUAAUUAUAUGAACACAAAGAAACUCUUAACUUAUAUCUUUGGCUUGCGGGGGAGGCGCGAUGAUAAUCAACAUGUACUAUCUUUCUUAGAAGACGAACUCGAACAUUUAUAGAUAUGUAUUCAAUUUUACAUUAGUUUAAAGGACGAAUUGGAUAGGAUUGUUCGAGGACAUCUACGAUAGAAUGAAGCUACAAAGGGCACUCUAAAAAAAAAUGAAAGCAAUAUCUUUUAAUGAUGUUUUCAAAUACAUUCACGAAAUAUCAGGGCAUAACCUGUACUUUUCUUCAUUUAAAAAACAAACUGAUAUUAUAACUUGUUAUUCUGUGUACACGUUCAUCUUUAUCUUCACUGUAGUGUUUUCAUUAUCAAUUGUUUGCAAUGAUUUCAUUGUGGCUUCCAUUAAUUUAGGCCAGCAUUCAUUAAUUUAUAUUCAAAAUACACAAAUUUUUCCAUACAACGAGGUGUAAAUAUCCACACUAGGGGAUUAAUUCUAUACCUCGCUUCAUCAACCUAUCUUAUUCCUACAAUUCAACAUUGCAUAAUGCUGCACAUACUGUGACUUUUAAUAUGCAUGCAUUGUACCUUCACUGAAUACAUUAUUUUACCAUUAAAUCUUAAGAGUUAGGUCAAUUCUUUACACAAAGAAACCUAUAUUACGACAAUAAUUAUUAAUUACAUGAUAAUACAAUUAAAUUUCGCUUAGUAAUAAUUUUAGUGUAUAAUAUAACAAUUAUACAGAAGAUGUAUACAGGAUGUUGAUUUUUCGUAUUAUCUUUCUCUUAAUUUUUUCCACACUUUUUUUUUGCCUUACCACAUAUCAUUACUCCUCUCUCUCUCUCUCUUUGUUGACAAAACUGUUUAUCUCUCUGUUACAUCCAUUGCAGAAAAGUAAUCAACGUUAAAAAUAAAAAGAUGAAAAUAUUGUGUGAUACUCGGGCGGAAAUUUUCGAUUAAAAGAAAAUCCAAAUAAAUAUAAACGCAAUAAUUGCUAUAGUAAUCCCUUGUAUUUAAUUUUCUUCAGAUAUUGACUGUCACGUAAUAAAAUAAAAAAGAAUUUAUUGUUAAAAGAAUCUAUAGUAGUUCUCGCCACUUCAUUUUUACUGCCACAACGGCACACCGUAUUUUCAUACUCGAUGAAAGGGACUGUUUACAAGAACCACCAUGUAAACGAUAGAACAUUAACUCUGAAUACAUUGACUUAAAACCAGCUUAUUGACUAUCGGCCAUUUUAAUGUUUUCCACAUUUCGAAAUCAUCCGCACGUCCAUGGUACUGACCCUUUCUUUUUAUACUGUUUUGUCAUUGAUCAAAUCUACUUGGAUUCCUACCUGUGGGUCAUCAUUUGCAUACACAUUUUGGGCAGCUUUUAACAAUGUUAACGAGCCACAUCUUUAAUAAUGCCCAUAAAUAAGGAUGCUACAUUGCGAACAUUCAAUAAGACAAAGCAGCUACCAUGGACAACAGAAUUCAUCGGAAUGAUGUAAACAUGGCUAAAGUCUUAAGUCGCAAGAAAUAUGUGUGUGUUUGUAUGUAUGUAUAUUUAUGUAUGUAUCGUGUGAGAAAGAUGGAGAGAUGCACUUUGCAUCCUGGAAUACGUUAUACAAUGUUUAUAACCUGUCAGAUUUCGUGGUUCAAGGAUGAUUUAAUCUACAAAGUGAUUUUUGAGGUACUUCAUCAUACCAAAAGUUCUAAAACGUUUUACUCCAAUUACUUUCAAUAAUUCGUCAUCGCAAAUUGCGUAUUGCUUAUUCUUAGGAUC
This is a messenger RNA of Bombus huntii, 3570 nucleotides long. RefSeq names its product cilia- and flagella-associated protein 206-like. NCBI's taxonomy places the organism in Eukaryota, Metazoa, Arthropoda, Insecta, Hymenoptera, Apidae. Gene Ontology annotation, cellular component: ciliary basal body; axoneme. Bases 80 to 1924 code for a protein of 614 amino acids. The record is from RefSeq and is a predicted model, not a curated record. Gene Ontology annotation, biological process: regulation of cilium beat frequency. The transcript has 13 exons.